UACAUCAAACUUCAUCCAGAAUAUUCGGGGAAGUACACACUCAUAUGUUUAGCGACAUUUCGUUAUUGUGACAAGUAUGUCAUCAUUGAUAGAGAAGCAAGAACAGCAAGAAGCAAAAGAAAUGGAAAUUGAUUUACCCUUGGAACUGCCUAAGGCCCGUCCUUACCAGGAGGAGCUGCUAGCAACUGCCAAGGAAAAAAACUCGUUGAUUUGUCUAGGAACGGGAGCGGGUAAAACGUACAUAGCCGUUAUGCUGAUUUCUCAUUUUUCGCACGAACUGGAGCCGCCCUACGACGAAGAUGGUAAGAGAACGUUCUUCUUAGUGCCUACCAGGCCUUUAGUGAAACAACAGGCAGCAGAGAUUGUGAAGAAAAGUCGAUUAGGUGAGAAAGAUGUUGGCGAAUAUACUGGUGAUAUGAAUGUCGACUUCUGGUCGAAGGACGUUUGGCUGGAACAUUUGCGUACCAAGAAGGUGUUCGUUAUGACACGGCAGAUUUUCCUCAAUAUGUUAAAUUCGGCAAUUAUUCCGUUGAGUAAGGUGAAUCUAUUGAUAUUCGACGAAGCCCAUCAUGCAGCACCGAAGGCAAAGAAAAAAGGAAAGGGCAGUGGAAAGGACACGAACGAUGUCUACAAGCUGAUAAUGGAUUUUAUUCAUUCGAGGCCUGAAUCGGAUCAUCCACGUAUUUUGGGACUGUCAGCAAGUCUUAUUAACGCUAACAGCAAUGCGGUGGCAUUACAACGGACAAUUAGGGAUUUGGAAGGCACUUAUAAGUCGUCUUGCACAUCCGUUACCGAUUUGGAUGAUGUACGUAAAUACGCAACGGAUCCCGUAGAAAGUAUUUGGGAAUAUGCCAGCGACAGUGCUGUGAUUGGAUUUGAUUGUGCUCACGUUCAGACAUUUUUAUCAUCAGCUCGGGAUGUUUUCUUUGAAAUGGAUGCAUACAAAGCUAGUCUGGACCGCAAAAAUGACAGCAACAGAACCGAACAAAAUACAGAUGAAAUACCGACCAACUCCAUGGCCAUUACUCUACCCAUAAGUGUGGAUGCUUUAAAGAAAUGCGAAAGUAUGAUCAGUGACAUUCUUCAAUCGAUGGGUCCUUGGUGUGCGAUAGCUGCAUGCGAUUUUUAUAUUCAAGAAUUUCAGAGCUACAUCGAACUUUACCAACACUCAUAUCCAGGAUUUUGUAGCAUUUUAACAACGGUUAACGACAUGAUAGAGACAGUCGUGGGUCUUCUAAAAUACAGCCUUUACAUACGGCAAGUGUCACUCAACGAUAUGCUCCUGAAGUAUAUUUCCAACAAAAUGGAACGUCUUCUUUUAUUGUUGAUGGAGUACAGCGAUCCGAAUAAACCUUUAGCUGGAAUUAUAUUCGUACAGCGUCGCGCUAUGUGUAAGGCGUUAUGCAAAUGGUUGCAAAAGAUCAAAGAACUCAAUUUAAAGAAGGCAAAGAAUCCAUUUGACUUUCUCAAAACUGACUACAUUGUUGGCGAAGCAGCCCGACCCGGAUUUGCCAAUAAAAUUGCUGUCAAGGCUGCUCAACUCCAGAAGAAGACUUUGAACAAGUUCCGCAGUGGUGAUCUGAACAUACUCGUAUCGACAUCAAUUUUGGAAGAAGGACUCGAUGUGUCCCAGUGUAAUCUUGUUGUUCGAUAUGACGGCGUUGACUCAUUCAGACAGUGGGUUCAAUCACAAGGACGAGCAAGAUCAAAGGAUGGUCGAUUUGUGGUUUUCAGUAACUCAACAUCGGUGACCCAACAAAGUCUUGAUAACUUCAAAGGUAUGUUCAAAGAAUUACAAACACUUGCAACAAGUAGAAAGCAUACGAAUCCUUCGUCCGUAUCCCGUACCCCGCGUAAUAUACCAGAAGACGAAAUGCCACUGAUCAACCCAGUUAAUGGAGCAAGAAUUACCCUAGACACCGCCAAGGCAAUGGUCUUUAUGUACUGCAGUCGACUGCCGUCUGAUGCAUUCUUUUCCACAAAUCCAUACGAAACUAGGAUUGAACAUCCGAAUGGAUUUCAAUUUGUCAUUAGGUUGCCAAUAAACUCUCCAAUUAAGCGGGCAAUGAAAGGACCUGUUAAGCUAAACGAAUCCUUGGCGUGUAAAACUGCUUAUUUAGAAGUGUGUCGCAUUCUACGCGAAGAGGACGAAAUCGAUGAGUCGUUCGUUCCAUACACCAAGUCAUCAAGGCUCAAGAGGAUAAUUGACGAAUUCAAUCUUACAUGUUCGAUCGACGACGAUGAAACGUACAUUGAUGGACCGAAACCUGGAACGGCCAAACGACGGCAAAUUUAUUCAAAGUCUUUCGAGACGAUGUUCGCUACCUUGCCAAUCAAGUCGUCGACAACGAUCUGUCUUUAUUCGAUUGACGUACAGCCCAAAACUGGCAGAAAUUCUAUUGGUUUCAUUUGUUCAGAAGAUGUACCACUUAACCGGAUUGUUUCCAGCUUUCCAGUUUACAUCAAAACUGCUGAGUAUAAAAUUUCAGUUGCGUCUUGCGACACAGCCUUUCAUCUCAGCCCGGAACAGCUUCACCAAGUGCAAUUAUUCCAUCAGGUAGUGUUUCAUGAAAGUCUCGGAUUCAAGAGGAAACAAUUGAAGUUCGACGACUCGUCUCCUGUUUAUGUUGUUCCGUUGAACGAUGAAUUCGGUGUUGAUUGGAAUAUGGUUCAGGUCACAUUGGAUCGCAAUAAUACGAACGCAACGAUCAUCACCAAGAAUGAUGCAUACCAACAACAUUUCACAUUCAACGAAAGUGUUUACAACGAUGCUAUGGUGUUUCGACGCUAUGAACCGUUCGGUCUUUUCGAAGUCCUUAAAGUUAGCACUAAGACUCCAAGUUCACGAUUUCCCAAUAAUGACAACGGAUACACGACAUACGAGGAUUAUUUCGGUAAACAAUAUGGCUUGACGAUCAUUCAUUCGCACCCGUUACUGUGUGUGGAUCCAAUCGGCUUUAACAGUUCCAUUAAACAAGUGGCACUAACCAAAGCCGAACAGAAACGUAAACCUAUUGAGCUAGUUCCAGAAUUGUUGUUGAUCUUUCCAAUACCGACGUCGUUUCAUCGUCAGUGCCGUCUUCUACCUGCAAUUUUUUAUCGAUUGUGUCAGUUCUACAACAUAGAAACAUUGAGAGAACGAAUAGCGACGGAGGCUAAUUUUGGAUGGGCAACAGCUAAUCACAAUUGGGGUCCAUUGAACGUUGAGUCUGUGCAGAGUAUUUGCCGACAGGAGAAAGUAGUGCGAGGCUCUGCAAAGAACAGCGAUAGUGAUGCAAACGGCGACGACAGUGAGCGGUCGAUGGAUUCUAACGAUAUGGAAGUGGAUUCUUCAUUUCAAAUGGAUGAAGAUAUGGGUUCAACGAUUAGUCAGUCUGAAGACAUUUACGGCGAUGUCGAUGAAUUGAAAAGAAAAUAUUCGAACUUCAAUGUUAAAGCCUAUGCGUACUCGAUGAAGCAGAAACUGAUGAACGACUACAAGAAGUUUUUGGAGGCGCCAGUAGUUGGCUACGAUUUAGGUGAUCACAGCCAGUAUUUGCCACAAAAUUCUGAAAUUCAAAGAAAUCGCUUCGUUGACUUUGAAAGAGUCAAAUCAUUUGAUCGUCACACUAGGGUUGACAUGUUUGGACCUAGUCCCAGUUUAAUUCUGCAGGCAUUAACGACAAACAAAGCAAUUGACAUGUUCAAUAUGGAGAGAUUAGAGACACUUGGCGACAGUUUCCUUAAAUUAACAACGUCUGCGUAUUUUUACUACAAGCUACCAGUACUCAAUGAGGGAUACUUGUCUUUAUUGAAAGUGAAUCAAAUCUCGAAUCGUAAUCUGUAUCGUUUGGGAUCAAAAAAAGAUUUGGCCGAAUUUGUGGUAGCUCAUCAAUUUCAACCGUGCAACAAUUGGCUUCCUCCAGGAUUUUCCGCGGACAUAGAUACGUCGGAGAAAAAGGAGAAACAAGAUGGAGAAUCAUGCAACAAGUACACUGAGCAACGAAUUUCCGAUAAAUCAAUAGCUGAUUGUUGCGAAUCAUUAAUUGGAGCAUAUCUGUUGUCGAGUGGACCAAUGGGCGCAGUAAGUUUCAUGACAUGGUUGGGUAUUCGAAUUGUGGAUCCACAGUCGACUGAAAACAAUGGCCAUUGGCUUCCACCGCCCCGAUCACCAAAAUCUACUUCAACAUCGGGUGAUUCAGAAAUCAAAAUCAAAAACCUUUCGUCAACGUUGACCGAAUUCGAAGAGCGUAUUGGAUACAAUUUCCAUGACAAAUGUUUCCUCAUUCAGGCUAUGACACAUGUGUCGUAUCACGACAAUACCAUAACUGAUUGCUACCAGCGAUUGGAGUUCCUCGGAGAUGCUGUCUUGGACUAUCUCAUAACACGGUACAUAUACGAAGAUCCCAACCGCUUUAAGCCUGGCGAUUUGACUCAGCUAAGAGCAUCUCUGACGAACAAUGCAUUUUUUGGCUCGCUGGCGGUCAAGAAUCGAUUUCACGUUCACCUAAAAAUGAGUUCGUACGAUCUCUACCGUUCCAUUCAUUCGUUUGCUGAUAAAAUUAAAACCGAUGCAAAGGAUGACAUUGUCUUUGGCAAUUUCAUGACGCUUCUCGACGAACGAGAGACCCAGGAUUCAGAUGAAGCCGAGGUGCCGAAGGCGUUGGGUGAUGUGUUCGAAGCUGUUGCUGGUGGUAUCUAUUUGGACUCUAAUUAUUCGCUGGAUGCUGUAUGGCAGGUCUACUACCCACUCAUGGCGAGUGAGCUUGAGAACUUCAGCAAAAAUAUUCCGAAAAGUCCGUUGAGUUUGCUGUACAUGAAAUAUCAAUCUGUGAAAUUCAGCGACGCUGUAGCAGUGAACAAGCGUGAGGUCAGUGUGACUGUUACGAUCAAGCAUAAAGGAGGAACGUUUACCGAGGAUGGCUACGGCAAAAAUCGUUAUUGGGCUAAAAGUUCGGCAGCAAAACGUGCCUUAAGGCGAAAAAUGUAAUAAAAAUCGAGAAAGAAUCGUACUCAUUGAAAAAUUACGUAUGAGCUCCGUAAGAUUCGAUACUCAAUUUAUCGGUGUUUCGUAAGAAUCAAGCCUCUACGUAAAACGUACAAGUUUAUAUCUGUCCUGUGAAUGUAGUCAUUUCGUAGGAAUUACGUUUUACUGGUCAUCUUACAUUUUGUGCGGUAC
This is a messenger RNA of Bradysia coprophila, 5158 nucleotides long. RefSeq names its product endoribonuclease Dicer-like. NCBI's taxonomy places the organism in Eukaryota, Metazoa, Arthropoda, Insecta, Diptera, Sciaridae. Gene Ontology annotation, biological process: siRNA processing; apoptotic DNA fragmentation; pre-miRNA processing. The record is from RefSeq and is a predicted model, not a curated record. Gene Ontology annotation, molecular function: ribonuclease III activity; ATP binding; protein binding. Gene Ontology annotation, cellular component: cytoplasm; nucleus.